Molecule: messenger RNA, 2846 nt
Organism: Nematostella vectensis (starlet sea anemone)
Lineage: Eukaryota; Metazoa; Cnidaria; Anthozoa; Actiniaria; Edwardsiidae
Product: aconitate hydratase, mitochondrial-like
Exons: 24
Coding region: 124-2460 (778 amino acids)
Biological process (GO): tricarboxylic acid cycle
Cellular component (GO): cytosol; mitochondrion
Molecular function (GO): aconitate hydratase activity; 4 iron, 4 sulfur cluster binding
Source: RefSeq, a predicted model, not a curated record
CAGCGGGUUUGUCUAAUGCGCAUGCGCAGCAGCCCGAACUGCCGGUAAAAUCGUCGUAGUGUGGUCCUGUGCGGACUCAUUCAGAUUUACACACAGCAGUAUUUACAGAGAAAUCCCUUCAACAUGCAGAGGAUAUUCACCAGAGAGGUGGUGACCUCUCUGCGGUCAGUUCGAUCUGUCCGCUAUUUCUCGGUCUCAUUGUCUUCAUGGCAGAAGGUAGCCAUGAGUAGGUUUGAGCAAGACAGGUACAUUCCAUAUGAGAAGCUCGACAGUAACCUUAAGAUUGUCAGGAACAGACUAAACCGGCCGUUAUCCCUAGCUGAGAAAAUUGUCUACUCACAUCUGGAUGACCCCCAUAACCAAGAAAUCAAGCGAGGGGAGUCCUACUUGAAGCUCCGCCCAGACCGUGUAGCUAUGCAGGACGCUACUGCUCAGAUGGCUAUGCUGCAGUUUAUUUCUAGUGGAUUGCCUAAGGUCGCUGUCCCUUCCACUAUCCACUGCGACCAUCUGAUUGAAGCCAAAGACGGUGGCAGUCAGGAUCUCGCCAAAGCCAAGGACAUCAAUAAAGAAGUCUACAACUUCCUGGCCACGGCCUCUGCUAAGUAUGGAGUUGGUUUCUGGAAACCUGGAAGUGGUAUUAUUCACCAGAUUGUCCUUGAGAACUAUGCAUUCCCUGGUGUGAUGUUGAUCGGCACAGACAGCCACACCCCGAACGGAGGUGGGCUGGGCGGAGUCUGUGUUGGGGUGGGCGGGGCUGAUGCUGUUGACGUCAUGGCCAAUAUGCCAUGGGAACUGAAGUGCCCUAAGGUGAUUGGGGUCAAGCUGACUGGUGAACUGAAAGGCUGGACUUCUCCUAAGGAUGUGAUCCUGAAGGUUGCUGGAAUCCUAACUGUCAAGGGUGGUACUGGUGCCAUUGUAGAAUACUUUGGCCCUGGAGUCGACUCCAUUUCAUGUACAGGAAUGGGCACUAUUUGUAACAUGGGUGCUGAGAUUGGUGCCACCACCUCCAUCUUCCCCUACAACCACCGCAUGGAGGCAUACCUACGUGCAACAGAGCGCAGCAAAGUCGCUGAGCUGGCCAACCAGUACAAACAUCUUCUGAGUUCUGAUGAAGGGGCAGAUUAUGACCAAGUUAUUGAGAUUAACCUGAAUGAGCUGGAGCCGCAUGUGAAUGGACCCUUUACUCCAGAUCUGGCUCAUCCUAUCUCCAAACUGGGACAGACAGCCAAGCAACAGGGCUGGCCUUUAGAUGUCAAAGUUGGUUUAAUAGGGAGCUGCACAAAUAGCAGCUAUGAGGACAUGACGAGGGCUGCAAGUAUCGCCGAGCAGGCUAUGAAACAUGGAGUCAAAUCAAGGUCCAUCUUUACUGUCACUCCUGGUUCUGAGCAGAUCAGGGCUACCAUUGAGAGAGAUGGAAUAGCUGCCACCCUGAGGGAGUUUGGCGGCACUGUUUUGGCCAAUGCAUGUGGACCGUGUAUCGGACAGUGGAACAGACAGGACAUCAAGAAGGGCGAGAAGAACACCAUCGUCACCUCAUAUAACAGGAAUUUUACUGGUCGUAAUGAUGCCAAUCCUGAGACGCAUGCUUUUGUAGCUUCUCCUGAGAUUGUGACAGCACUAUCAAUUGCUGGUAACCUGGCCUUCAACCCUGAGACAGAUACCCUGACUGGAAAAGAUGGGAAACCAUUCAAGUUGGACAGUCCAUAUGGAGAUGAGCUCCCUUCCCAGGGAUUCGAUCCUGGAGAGGACACCUACCAGGCUCCGCCCUCUGAAUCAUCUGGUGUCAGUGUCGAUGUAGACCCCAACAGCCAACGUCUUCAGCUUCUUUCUCCCUUUGACGUUUGGGAUGGCAAGGACUUGGAUGACAUGACCGUCCUCAUCAAGGUUAAGGGCAAGUGCACCACAGAUCACAUCAGUGCUGCUGGGCCGUGGCUGAAGUACAGAGGUCACUUGGACAACAUCUCAAACAACAUGUUCAUUGGUGCGAUCAACAUCGAGAACGACACACCAAACAAAGUGAAGAAUCAGCUUACAGGAGAAUACGGAGGGGUGCCAGACACUGCAAGAGACUACAAGUCUAAAGGUGUCAAGUGGUGUGUGAUCGGCGAUGAGAACUAUGGCGAGGGUAGCAGCCGGGAGCAUGCUGCCUUGGAGCCUCGACACCUGGGAGGACGGGCUAUAAUCGUCAAGAGCUUCGCACGUAUUCACGAAACCAAUUUGAAGAAACAAGGUAUGCUGCCCUUGACUUUCGCCAACCCCGCAGACUACGACAGUAUCCAGCCAGAGGACAAGGUGUCUCUAAAAGGACUCAAGGACAUCGCACCUGGCAAGCCGGUCGAGUGUGUGAUCACACGCAAAGAUGGAUCAAGCUCUACUAUCACACUUAACCACACCAUGAACGAUGCACAAAUAGGCUGGUUCAAAGCCGGUUCUGCACUCAACAAGAUGGCAGGCAAAUAGACAAGACUCUUGGCUUAGCGCAUUCCUACAAAAAUAUUAUGAUGGAACAAGGAUUUUAAACUACUAUGCAUUUUUCUAAGGGUCGAUUGAAUGUGUUCUACAGAAAAUCAAGUUUUUCAGAGCUGUCUGCUAAAAAAUUUCUUUAACCUCCUUAAAGCUAAGUUCGAGUACCAGUUGCUUGAGCCACUGCUGCAAGUCCUGUUUUCACGUGAAGGCCAAAUUAUGAAGGUGGACAUUGUGUUUGACAUUCAAUGAAAUUUUGAGUCGUUUGUUGGUAUGCUGUAGUGAUUAAGAGUGAGUUGUACUUAGGCCCCCGGUUUGGGCGCAUUUGAGAAUUACUUUCAGAUGCAUUUAUGUACAAAGUAAAUAAAGACAUCUUUACAUAA